Messenger RNA from Dipodomys ordii (Ord's kangaroo rat), 2567 nucleotides. RefSeq names its product protein phosphatase 1, regulatory subunit 12C (gene Ppp1r12c). The transcript is spliced from 22 exons. Gene Ontology annotation, molecular function: phosphatase regulator activity; protein kinase binding; enzyme inhibitor activity. Gene Ontology annotation, cellular component: cytoplasm. Lineage: Eukaryota; Metazoa; Chordata; Mammalia; Rodentia; Heteromyidae. The coding region runs from base 382 to 2037 and encodes 551 amino acids. The record is from RefSeq and is a predicted model, not a curated record.
CGCGCCGUGCUCGACUCCACCAACGCCGACGGCAUCAGCGCCCUGCACCAGGCCUGCAUCGACGAGAACCUGGAGGUGGUGCGCUUCCUGGUGGAGCAGGGAGCCACCGUGAACCAGGCAGACAAUGAGGGCUGGACGCCCCUGCACGUGGCUGCCUCCUGCGGGUACCUGGACAUUGCCAGGUACCUCUUGAGCCACGGGGCCAACAUUGCUGCGGUCAACAGUGAUGGGGACCUGCCGUUGGACCUGGCUGAGUCAGAUGCCGUGGAGGGGCUUCUGAGGGCGGAGAUCGCCCGCCGAGGUGUGGAUGUGGAGGCUGCCAAGCGGGCUGAGGAGGAAUUGCUACUUCACGACACGAGGUGUUGGCUGAAUGGGGGGGCCAUGCCAGAGGCCCGGCACCCCCGCACUGGGGCCUCUGCCCUGCAUGUGGCUGCAGCCAAGGGCUACAUCGAGGUGAUGAGGCUGCUCCUCCAAGCAGGCUACGAUCCAGAGCUCCGGGACGGAGAUGGUUGGACCCCCCUGCAUGCAGCCGCGCACUGGGGUGUGGAGGAUGCCUGCCGCCUGCUGGCCGAGCAUGGAGGGGGCAUGGACUCGCUGACCCACGCGGGGCAGCGUCCCUGUGACCUGGCUGAUGAGGAGGUGCUGAGCCUGCUGGAGGAACUGGCCCAGAAACAGGAGGAUCUUCGGAACCAAAAAGAGGCUUCGCAGAGCCGAGGCCAAGAGCCCCAGGCGCCCCUGAGUGGCAAACACCGGAGGAGCUCCGUGUGCCGCCUGAGCAGCCGUGAGAAGAUCUCCCUGCAGGAUCUGUCAAAGGAACGCCGGCCUGCUGGGGCUGGGGCGCCCCCCAUUCGAGAUGAUGAUGAGGGAGAGGAGAGCCCCACAGAACCUCCCUGCCCAGAGCCAAGGGCCCUCAAUGGCGUGUCCUCCCCACCGUCCCCAGGCCCCAAAAGCCUUGCGCUGCCGGAAGAGGCUGCCUUCCCUCGCCGCUUUGGUCUCCAGAAGACAGGCAGCUCCAGUGCCCUGGGACCCACAGAAAGGCGGGGGGUCGAGGGAGCCCCUGGGGCUGGGCUGCAGCGCUCAGCCUCCUCUUCGCAGGUGGAAGGGACCUCUGCUCAGGUCCGGGAGCCACGACUUGCCAGGAUUCCCCCUACUCCCUCCAGGAAGGUUCCAGAUACCGCUCCUCUGUCUGACCCCGCCAGGCCCCCUCCUCCCUGUGCAGGAGGGCCUGCGUCCCCAGCCAAGCCCGAUGUUCCUGCCGACUCCCGGGACCGGCGGAGGUCCUACCAGAUGCCUGUGCGGGAUGAGGAGUCAGAGUCCCAGCGGAAGGCUCGCUCCCGCCUCAUGCGCCAGUCCCGGAGGUCCACCCAGGGCGUGACUCUGACAGACCUGAAGGAGGCAGAGAAGGCCGCAGGGAAGACCCCAGAGCCAGAGAGGUCAUCGAUGCUCAGCUUGGACCCGCCCCAGAGGCCCCGCGUGCCUGGUGUGGAGAACUCUGAGGGCCCUGCCCAGCGAGAGGUGCCCGACGGGCAGGGCCCAGGACCACUGGCUGCCAGGGAGCACAGCAAGCCCAAGGCCAGCAGAGAGCGGAGGGGGCCUGCGGAGGGGGAGGAGGCAGAGCCGGGGGACUACAGUCCUGAAGGCAGUGCCGUGGAUGGUGGCAUGGCCCGCAGGCAGCGCGCCCAGCAGGACCUCCACCCAGAGCCGCAGCCGGGGCCUGAAGAGCCAGAUGGAGGCUUCCGGAAGCUAUAUGCAGAGCUGCGCCGGGAGAAUGAGCGGCUCCGAGAGGCCCUAACGGAAACCUCACUGCGGCUGGCACAGCUCAAGGUAGAGCUGGAGCGAGCCACGCAGCGGCAGGAACGCUUUGCUGAGAGGCCGGCUCUCCUGGAGCUGGAGAGAUUCGAGCGCCGGGCCCUGGAGCGCAAGGCUGCGGAGCUGGAGGAGGAACUGAAGGCCCUGUCCGACCUCCGCGCUGACAACCAGCGGCUCAAGGAUGAGAACGCAGCGCUGAUCCGGGUCAUCAGCAAACUGUCCAAGUGACUGCAGAGCCCCGCACCGCAUCUACGCAGCUGCUUCUGACACAUGCACCCCGCCCCCGUGACCACGAGUGACCGGGCUCCGGGGGACGCCCCUGAGAAGCCAUAACCCCCUCUGGGGACCUCAGGACCCAGAGGGAAGCACAGAGGCUAGGAGUCAAGGGGGCCCAGGCCAGGAGGGAGGCGGGGCUGAGCCAGGUAGGGGGAUGUUGCCAAAAGGAGACGGGGGUGGGGGGCCAGAGAAGGGACCAGGAGGAAGCUAGGAUCAAGCAGCCCGGGGAUCACUUGCCAAGACCCGCGGCCACCGGGGCCCACUGCACGUGUGAUGCCACCCAGCACCCCUCCCAAGCAGGGAUCCAGGAAUGUGCCAAGAGUCCUGCCCAGCCUCUGCCGACUGGGUGUGGACAUAGGGUCCAUGUGCAAUAGGGAGGAAUGUCUUCUAUUUUUGCUGCCCCUUCCCCACCUGUUUUGGGGAGGGGGAGAAGGUAUUUUCGAGACAAAGCACAGGCACAAAUAAAAACGAUAACAUUGCCA